This is a messenger RNA of Dentiscutata heterogama, 213 nucleotides long. The record is from the annotation of a GenBank genome assembly. Lineage: Eukaryota; Fungi; Glomeromycota; Glomeromycetes; Diversisporales; Gigasporaceae.
AUGCGUUUGGAUAUGAAUCGAUCAAUUCUUUUGAAUCUUCCAACCGAUUGUCUCGUAGAAGUUUUAAGACAUCUUAAAUAUGAUAUAUCUUCUUUAUACUCUUGCAUUUUAGUUAACCGUUUAUGGUGUAAAUUAUCCAUUCCUUUACUUUGGUAUAGUCCAUUCGAAUUUACAAGACAUAAUAAUAAAGCCGAACUUAUUAUUGAAACUUAU